CGAUAAAGUCGUUAUCGUUUCGAUAAGCAAAUCGGCACAACAUUUUCCUCAAAUGCUCUCCUCAAGGGUCUUGCUUUAAGCACAUGGAACUACGACUUAGCAGUUUGUCUCUAUAACAUGAUCGAUUGCGGCCUGUUUCACUAUGAAGCGGACUGCAACUGAUGAGAACGAGGAGCCUAAUGGGCCUCAAGCCAAAAGAAGCAGGGUUGUUGAUCCCGGUUCCGCUCAUGACCCCGACUUCGAACUCGAUGUUGACGAUGCCGGCUCUGACGUGGAAUCCCACUAUACCGGAACGGCGUCCACUUUUCCGGCGAACGAUACUCCGUUAACUCCUCUUUCCCCCGCGCGCAAGUUUCCUUCGGACCUCAAAACGAUCAGAUGCACAUUCCCCGAUUGCGACAAGACUUUCAACCGUCCGGCCCGUCUUGCUGCUCACUUAAGAUCUCAUAAUAAGGAACGACCCUACAAGUGUUCAUUCCCGGGUUGCGACAAAGACUACAUUGAAGAAAAACACUUAAGACAGCACAUCAAGGGUUCCCACACUGACGAGCGCGAACAUGUAUGCACCCACCCUGAUUGUGGUAAGAGUUUCAUGACAGCCACUCGUCUGAGACGACAUCAGGCUGUUCAUGAGGGCCAAGAAAGAUUCAGAUGUCGAGACUUCCCACCAUGUAACCAGUCCUUUCGCAAGCACCAAACUCUACAACGCCACAUCCGUGCUGAGCAUCUUCGCGUUGCUCCUUACACAUGCGAUUAUAAAGAUGGCACAUCGGGAGAUGUUUGCGGUGCUGGAUUCGAUAGCGCUGGAGCUCUUAGACGCCACCAAGAGCGAGAACAUGGCGAGAUCCGCUUCUGGUGUGAUGAAUGUAGCGCUCGGCAGAAUAAUGCUGAAGAUGGUCAGCCCAAGAGAGUUGGAUUUACGACAAUGGCCCUGUUGCAAGCCCACAUGAAGCAAGACCAUCUCAGCUGCAUGUUUUGUGGGAUUCAAUGCAAUGGCAGAUCAGCUCUCGAGCAGCACAUUGACUCGGAGCACUCUAAUCCCAAGAGCGUUGAGGAACGAAAAACUGUUGCUUGUACGUGGCCGGGCUGCACUAAAACGUUCACUAAGAAAUCGAACCUGAAUGUUCAUAUACGAAGUUUCCAUGAGGGCAUGCGGUUUGUCUGUGGAGAGGUUGAUCUUAGUGGUACAGAAGACUUGGCUCACUGGUUAAAAUCCAAUGGCUGCGGGGAGAGCUUCGUUACCAAAGCUAACCUUGAGAACCAUGUUCGUUAUGUACAUCUAAAAUACGAACGACCGGAACAGGCUCAGGGAAGCUCCAAGCCCAAGCAUCACGACCCGUCUAACAUCUUAGAAGAGCUUACGGGUGUAGGAGAGAAGUCUCGAAGAACGCUGCCAUGUACGAUUUCUGGCUGUACUGCUAAAUUCGUGCAUAACGGUGAACUAGAGGUACACCUUCAAAGUGAGCAUAUCAUUGAGCAUGCGAUACAACAGCUUGCGGGGCCGGCAGAAGACCCGAUGCUGCCUAUGGAAUAUGACGGCAUGGCGCAAAGGGGAGGUAACUUUGGAGACCGGAUAUGUCAGGAAUUGAUGAUUAUGGAUGAUAUUGAGCCGUACGGUACAGUGGAACAGGGGUUUGGCGAGGAAUGGUUUCACGACGAGGCCGAGAUGAGGCAGCUCAUCCAGCCGAAUGAUUUGGAGGGCUUUAUUGACCCGGCGUUAAAUGAUUUGCCGUAAGGCCUAUGGCAGGUAGAGGAAAAAGUUAUGAUACCCUUUGCUUUAUGAAAAUGAAUGAGGAAUGAGCCAGAUUUGGCGCCCUUGUUUUACGAAUAAGAUACGAAUGAGACCAAUUAUUGACCUAGCAUUUGUUCUGUAGUGAUAUGUACGAAUUUUCCUAUUAUACUUGACGUUUGUAUUACUUUUUCUGUUUCUCAUUGUUAUUGUUUUACUAUAUACAGGUAGGUACCUAUGGUCUAUGAGAAGUC
Molecule: messenger RNA, 1983 nt
Organism: Daldinia caldariorum
Lineage: Eukaryota; Fungi; Ascomycota; Sordariomycetes; Xylariales; Hypoxylaceae
Exons: 2
Coding region: 143-1735 (530 amino acids)
Biological process (GO): regulation of transcription by RNA polymerase II
Cellular component (GO): nucleus
Source: RefSeq, a predicted model, not a curated record